GUUACUGCACACUCCCCUAAAGUUUUUUAGAAUCAACUUGUCACAGAAGUAGAUUACAGAACGCAUGGAGCCAUUAGUUUUCACUGUUUGCAUUUUCCGUGAAUGCUGUUACAUUAUGAGCUGCAUCAGUGACUUUUUAUUGAUCCUUUAAUGUGGCCCAAUUAAAACGUUUUGCUGCUGCUUCUCGCGAAGCCAUUGGCUGGCGGCUGCUCUCCGGUUCUCCUCGGCCCCGCCCCCUCCUGUCAUCCCCUGCGCUGGUACAGCACUGUGACUGUUGAUGCACUGGAGUGAGAUACUAUUCUUUAACUUUACACCACAGGCCUGCAUGGAAAUUAACCGAGAAAAUUAAUAACCUCAUUAGUUAGUGGGGGUUCGUGCAAGGCGCGCGCGUAUCCGAAAUCCAGCGUCUUGGAUCCUUUUCCUCCACUUUUCCCAAGCCCUCUUUUUACAGUAUGAAGUGCAGUUAUGGCAAGGAGUAGCAAGUCAGUAGCGAGGACCCUGGAGGAUUUGACGCUAGAUUCGGGUUAUGGUGGAGCCGCGGACUCCUUCAGGUCUUCCAGUGCGUCGCUGUGCUGCUCAGAGGCACAUGGAGCGAAUUACUGGCAUUUAACCGACUCGAUGCACAGUCGACACAACAGUCUGGACACUGUUAACACGGUCCUGGUCGAAGACGCCGAGAUCCUGGAGUGCACCGGGCAGUGCGCUAAACUACCCGAGCUUGAGGAUGUGCCGUGGAGCCUCGGGGAAGUGGCGAGCGCACUGAGCAAGGACGAGGAGAUGAGCCUGCCGACCCCACCGCAGGACGUCCUGCUCAGGCUCUCCGUGCUGGUCAGCCGGGCCCUGGUGAGGGUCGCCAAGGAGGCGCAGCGCCUGAGUUUGCGCUACGCCAAAUGCACCAAAUACGAGAUCCAAAGUGCCAUAAAGAUCGUCCUGUCAUGGACCGUCUCGAUGAACUGCAUCAGCGCGGCCCUCAGUGCCUUGUCCAUGUACAACAUGUGCACGGACGAGGACAAGUUCAGCCGCGGCAAGGCGGUGCGCUGCGGACUCAUCUUCAACGUGGGGAAGUUCUUCAGGUGGAUGGUCGACAGCAGGGUUGCGGUCAGGAUCCACGAACACGCGGCGAUCUACCUGGCUGCGUGCAUGGAGAGCCUCUUCCGCGAGGUGUACGCGCGGGUGCUGCGCAGUGCGCUGCUGGAGAGGGACAACGGAAUCCCAAAGUUCACUGUGGAGACCCUGGAGCAGGCCGUCAACGGUGACGCAGAGAUAUGGGGGUCUCUGCAGGUCUGGCAGCACUUGAUCUGCGGGAAAAACGCAAGCGGUGUGCUGAGCUUACCGGAGGGUCUGACUCUUCACAGGGAGCAGCAGCAGCAGCAGCAGCAGCAGCAACGAGCAGGAAAGAGUUCAGAGGGAAACACCUACAGUCAGACCGACCUGCGCUCCGUUGAACAGUGCUUGUUGGCCACGAGAGUGGGCAGCGUCUCUGAACUCAGUGACCUAGUCUCCCGAGCCAUGCACCACCUCCAGCCGCUGUACAUGAAGAACCACAACAACGGGACGCCGAUCCACCACAAGAGCAGCGUGAUUCAGUGGGCUCCCGAAGCAAUCUACACGCUGUGCUACUUCAUGCACUGCCCCCAGAUGGAGUGGGAGAACCCCAAUGUUGAGCCGUCCAAGGUGACCUUACAAACAGAGAGGCCAUUUAUGGCGCUGCCGCCUCUGAUGGAGUGGGUGCGUGUGGCCGUGGUCCACACCGAACACAGACGCAGCUUCUCCGUGGACAGCGAUGAUGUCCGGCAGGCUGCCAGGCUGCUGCUGCCUGGAGUGGACUGUGAGCCCCGACAGCUCCGAACGGAUGACUGCUUCUGCGCCUCGAGGAAACUGGAUGCUGCCUCAACCGAAGCGAAGUUCCUGCAGGACUUGGGCUUCCGUAUGCUCAGCUGCGGACGCACGGACCUGGUGAAGCAGGCCGUCAGCUUGCUCGGCCCGGAUGGUAUCAACAGCAUGAGUGAGCAGGGGAUGACCCCGCUCAUGUACGCUUGUGUCCGUGGGGACGAGGCCAUGGUGCAAAUGCUGCUGGAUGCAGGAGCAGACAUCAACAGUGAGGUGCCAAACUCAGUGCACAAGCACCCCUCAGUCUUUCCCGAAACGCGGCAGGCGACGCCCCUCACUUUCGCUGUGUUACACGGACAUGUGCCUGUGGUGCAGCUGCUGCUGGACGCCAAAGCCAACGUGGAGGGGUCCCUGCAGGACGGGAUGGAGAACUACACGGAGACCCCGCUGCAGCUGGCCGCCGCCGCAGGUAACUUCGAGCUGGUGAGUCUGCUGCUGGAGCGGGGGGCCGACCCCAUGGUGGGAACCAUGUACCGUAACGGCAUCUCCACGGCGCCGCAGGGAGACAUGAACUCCUACAGCCUGGCAGCCGCUCACGGGCACAGAAACGUGUUUCGUAAGCUGUUGUCCCACACGGAGAAAGGGAAGGGGGACGUCUUGUCCCUGGAGGAGAUUCUGGCCGAGGGUUCGGAGCUGGAAGGCAGAAGCUCGUCUCAGAUGGACUUGAUCCGGACCGGGAAGGCCAAACUUAAAGCCUUGAAGGAAGCCAUGUAUCACAGCUCCGAACACGGGCAUGUAGACAUCACCAUAGACAUACGGAGCCUCGGGAUCCCAUGGACUUUGCACACGUGGCUGGAGUCUCUGCGUACGUGUUUCCAUCAGCACCGCAGACCUCUGAUCCAGGGUCUGCUGAAAGAGUUCAGCUGCAUUGAGGAGGAAGAGUACACCAUGGAGCUCAUCACUCACGGCCUGCCUCUCAUGUUCCAGAUCCUCAGAGCCAGCAAGAACGAAGUCAUCAGCCAGCAGCUGUCUGCCAUCUUCACCCAGUGUUACGGCCCUUAUCCCAUCCCCAAACUGGCUGAGAUCAAGAGGAAGCAGUCAUCGCGUCUGGAUCCUCACUUCCUGAACAAUAAAGAAAUGUCUGACGUGACCUUUUUGGUAGAAGGGAAACCUUUCUACGCACACAAAGUCCUGCUCUUCACAGCUUCCAACAGGUUCAAAACUCUUCUAGCAAACAGACCUUGUGGAGAAAACACAUGCAUUGAAAUCAGCAAUGUCAAAUAUCACAUAUUUCAGCUGGUGAUGCAGUACCUGUACUGUGGAGGCACAGACGCUCUGCACAUCAGGAACACUGAUGUUAUGGAGCUUCUCUCUGCUGCCAAGUUCUUCCAGCUGGAAGCUCUGCAGAGGCACUGUGAGAUUAUCUGCUCCAAGAACAUCAACACGGAAACAUGUGUUGAGAUCUACAACCACACCAAGUUUCUUGACGCUCCAGACCUUGCGUCCUACAUAGUGGGCUACUUCCUGAAAAACAUGGUAAUCCUCAUCGAGCUGGAGUCUUUCAAACUGCUGCUGUACGACGCGCCUCCGGACAGCCCCGGCUGUGACAUCCUGCAGGACCUGGAGAAAACUCUGGCUGUCCGCAUCCAGUCCAUCCACUUGUCCUCCUCCAAGGGGUCCAUUGUCUGAACUCUGGAUCGCUGAGCGAGACACGAUGGAUGACGGAUUAUCUUUUAGCGAAAGAGGACAAACAAGAGCGUCCAGUUAUGACCUUUGUCUCUGUGAAGCUCAUCGAUUGCUAAUACGCUUCUUGUUAUUUUAGCACAGGUGGUUUACAAGUGUGGCUGCCUCGUCGAUGUACUGUAUGUCUACUAACAUGACUGUUUUAAGACAGCUGUAUUAUGCCACAAUUUGCCAAUAUAUUAUCGUUACAAUGUCCAGCAAAGAAUUUAUCAUCGAAGUAGAACAAUCGAUUACACGCUGAGCGAAUUGGAUCAAGUGGGAACACGGAAAUGAAACCAACCACAAGACUCAGAGAACCUGAACACGUAGCCCAGUUUAUCUGAGAGCUUUAAGAACCUCAGCAUCACAUUGUAAGCCAUUGGUUUGUCCCUGGAUGUGAGGACGACUGUCUGCUGUCUCAUGUUGUGAUUAUUUGCUUAAACAUUUAAACCUGUACAGAGAAAUGAAUUUGUAUAUUUGUCAGUCACUGAGACCGGAUUGCUCUUUAUAGCCAAACAAGAUGAACAUCUGACUAGAAACUGUAACGGGGCUGAAGCAUGUGACUUUGGGUGGAAGAGAGGACCCGUCGUUCCUCCACUGCUGUGUAAAUAUUGUUGAUAAAAAAACAAAAAAACAAAACAGAGCUAUUAAUAAUGUAAGUUAAUGUAUAUAUCCGCAGAUGUUUUCUCACGUGUCUUACUGUUGGAUAAUGCUGUAAAAACUCAAAAGCUCAUUAAUAUCUAUGUGUAAAUGUUGCAUGUCAGAAGGAUGACUUGUUUUGUUUUUUUGUUUGUUUGUUUUGUCAGAACCGUCGGAAGAUUGCAUUCACACUUGAGAAUAGUUUUGUCGUCAGCAUGGGUCACUAGAAACGUGUCGCAGUCAAAUGAUGUUUUUUGCGUGAGAGGCUCCAGGUCCUGUUUAGUCCUGAACUGAGAACAUGAUGUCGGUCGCUGUGAGUCGUUUUUUUUUUUUGUUUGUUUUUUUGUUUUUUCCAGCGAUUGUGAAACCACAUGACGUGUAUGUGUGAUCUUUCCUCUAUAAAGAUCAAUAUAAAGAAGGCUAUGAAUUUGC
Messenger RNA from Mugil cephalus (flathead mullet), 4623 nucleotides. It is a transcript of the gene abtb3b, whose product is annotated as BTB (POZ) domain containing 11b. The transcript is spliced from 17 exons. Lineage: Eukaryota; Metazoa; Chordata; Actinopteri; Mugiliformes; Mugilidae. The coding region runs from base 466 to 3519 and encodes 1017 amino acids. The record is from RefSeq and is a predicted model, not a curated record. Gene Ontology annotation, molecular function: protein heterodimerization activity.